Hemiscyllium ocellatum (epaulette shark) is the source of this 2312-nucleotide messenger RNA. Its product is annotated as synaptic vesicle glycoprotein 2A-like. Gene Ontology annotation, molecular function: transmembrane transporter activity. The record is from RefSeq and is a predicted model, not a curated record. Gene Ontology annotation, biological process: chemical synaptic transmission; transmembrane transport. The coding region runs from base 1 to 2181 and encodes 726 amino acids. Gene Ontology annotation, cellular component: membrane. The transcript has 12 exons. Lineage: Eukaryota; Metazoa; Chordata; Chondrichthyes; Orectolobiformes; Hemiscylliidae.
AUGGAUGACAACUUCAAAGACCGGACAGCCUUCAUCAGAGGGGCCAAGGACAUUGCUAAGGAAGUGAAGCGGCAGGCAGCUAAAAAGGUAGCCAAAGGUACAGACCGACUCCACGAUGAAUACAGUCGGCGCUCUUACACACGCUUCCAGGAAGAGGACGAUGACGAUGACUACCAGCCACAAUAUAGCUACUCAGGUGGAAACGAUGAAGAAGGAGGCUCGAGCGAUGCCACUGAAGGCCAUGAUGAGGAAGACGAGAUCUAUGAGGGGGAAUAUCAGGGCAUCCCCCACGCCAACAAGAUGGCAGAUGACCACAUAGCAAGCACGCAGCCCAUGGUGGAUGAUUUCAGGGACUAUGAGGAGAUGGAAGGGGAACGGGAGAAGGAGAAGGAACAGCUGGCCCAGCAGUAUGAGCUCAUCUUACAGGAAUGUGGUCAUGGUCGCUUCCAGUGGACCUUGUACUUUGUUCUGGGCCUGGCACUCAUGGCAGAUGGGGUGGAGGUCUUUGUGGUUGGGUUUGUGCUGCCCAGUGCUGAGAAGGACAUGUGUUUAUCUGACUCCAACAAAGGCAUGCUCGGGCUAAUCGUAUAUUUGGGGAUGAUGGUGGGGGCCUUCCUCUGGGGAGGUCUUGCAGACAGAAUGGGCCGCAGGCAGUGUCUGCUCAUCUCUCUUUCAGUAAACAGUGUCUGCGCUUUCUUCUCAUCCUUUGUGCAAGGAUAUGGGACCUUCCUGUUCUGCAGACUUCUCUCUGGUGUUGGAAUUGGUGGUUCUAUUCCCAUUGUGUUUUCUUACUUCUCGGAGUUCCUCGCCCAGGAGAAGAGAGGGGAGCACCUGAGCUGGCUUUGCCUGUUCUGGAUGAUCGGAGGAAUUUAUGCCUCAGCAAUGGCGUGGGCCAUCAUCCCUCACUACGGCUGGAGUUUCCAGAUGGGAUCAGCAUACCAGUUCCACAGUUGGCGAGUCUUUGUUCUUGUCUGUGCCUUUCCCUCCGUCUUUGCGAUUGUGGCCCUCAACUUCAUGCCUGAGAGUCCUCGCUUCUACCUAGAGAAUGGCAAACACGAUGAGGGCUGGAUGAUUCUCAAGCAGGUUCAUGACGUCAACAUGAGGGCCAAAGGCUUCCCGGAACGGGUCUUCUCUGUAACGCACAUUAAAACCCCCAAACAGCUGGAUGAACUGAUCGAGAUCCAGUCAGAUACAGGCACUUGGUACCGACGCUGGCUAGUCCGCUUCACCAACAUCUUUCAGCAGGUUCGGAGCAACUUCCUGAAGUGUUUCUCGAUCCAGUACCGCCGCACAACAUUCCUUAUGAUGGCAGUGUGGUUCACAAUGGCCUUUAGUUACUAUGGUCUGACAGUAUGGUUCCCGGACAUGAUCAAAUAUUUGCAGAUGAUGGAGUACUCCUCACGCACUAAAGUCUUCUACAAGGAGAAGGUUGAACACUUCACCUUUAACUUUACCCUUGAAAAUCAAAUUCACAAGAAUGGUGAUUACUACAAUGACAAAUUUAUUGGGAUGAAGCUGAAAUCAGUGAUAUUCGAGGACUCCCUGUUUGAAGAAUGUUAUUUUGAAGACAUUACCUCGAGUAACAGUUUCUUCAAGAACUGCACCUUUAUCUCAACACUCUUCUACAAUACAGAUUUCUUUGACUAUAAGUUGAUGGGCUGCCGUCUGAUAAACAGUACGUUCCUUCACAGUAAGGAGGGCUGUCAGCUUGACUUCAGCGAUGACAACAAUGCCUACAUGAUCUACUUUGUUAGCUUCCUGGGAUCUCUAGCUGUACUGCCUGGAAACAUAGUGUCUGCUCUUCUCUUGGACAAGAUCGGUCGGCUUAGGAUGCUGGCUGGCUCCAGCACACUCUCCUGCAUCAGCUGCUUCUUUGUGUCCUUUGGUAAUAAUGAGUCUGCGAUGAUCGCACUGCUCUGUCUAUUCGGGGGAGUCAGCAUUGCUUCAUGGAACGCACUCGAUGUCAUUACAGUGGAGCUCUAUCCAUCUGAUAAGCGGACCACAGCCUUCGGAUUUCUCAAUGCUCUGUGUAAGCUGGCGGCCGUACUGGGCAUCAGUAUAUUCCAAUCCUUUGUGGGAGUUACCAGAGCAGUGCCCAUCAUGUUGGCCUCUGUUGCCCUGGCAUUGGGCAGUUACCUGGCUCUAAAACUCCCAGAGACUCGUGGCCAGGUGCUGCAGUGAGUCUGGCUUCAGCCAGAGCCCCUGUAGAUGUAGACACUGUGACUCAUCUUUCUCCGUUCUUUCAUAUUGUUUUUGUAUGUUUUCCCAUGUGGACAAGAAAUGAAACUCUAUAGAACUCAUUACCAACUCCU